UCCUACUGAAAGCGUUUGGUUUGUUCAUGCACGGGAGAUAAUACAUUAAAAUAUUUAGGUUUAAUUCUUUUCGACAUCCCUAUCUGUGUAGGAAUGUCUCAGAUAGGUCCUCGUUUUCUAAAGUGUAUCAAAAUGGUCCUUAAUUUUGAAAAUUGAGAUCAAUUGAGUCCUUUCCGUUAAGUUGGCUGGACGGCAACCCUUACCUCACCUUUUUCUCUUCAUCUCUCAAGCAUUCUCCAAAACUAAAACAGACAAAACCCAAUUCUUGUUUCAACUACAAACUGAAACACCACACACAGACACAUAAAACCCCAAAACUCAAAACAAACACAAAACUUCAAACAACAAAUAUUCAAAGAAAAAAAACAUCAAUCCCUUAACCAAAGUAACAGAACUCACCUUCUGGACUUUGUCUUUCCGUCAUUCAUUGCCGCCGAGUCGGAGCAUUCUCACCGUUGCCGGACGUGAAACACAGAGCUCGGAGAGUGUCGAAUUUGUCGAAGAUGUCGCGGUUUCCGUUCUUCAACCGGUCGAACACGAUUCAUUCUGAGCACUCGCAGAAACCUUACGUUCCUCAGAGCCAGCAGAGUCUGGACCGGUCCGGUUCGCUGAAUCGGUUCUACGGAUCCGCUGAGUCGGCGAAAACCUCAAUCCGCGGGAAAAUGGUGAGGAAGCUCUGUACCUUGUUCGAGUCCUCCUCGAAGAAGGCUGCAGAAUCGGAGUCCCAAUCGGAAUCAAAAGCGAGUUGGGACUCGUGCACGACGACGACGCCGUUUCGGUUGUCCGGGACGGAGGAGCGAAUCGUGGUGUAUUUAACGAGCCUGCGCGGGGUUCGGCGAACAUUCGAGGACUGCAACGCGGUGCGCAUGAUCCUGAAGGGGUUUAGGGUUUGGGUGGACGAGAGGGACGUGUCGAUGGACAUAGCUUACAGGGAGGACUCAAUGCCACGUCAGUAACAUUUCGUCAUCUCAGCAUCCCACUCAUCAAUUUUUUUAACGCCGUCCAGCCAACUUAACGGGAAGGACUCAAUUGAUCUCAAUUUUCAAAAUUAAGGACUAUUUUGAUACACUUUAAAAAACGAGGACCUAUAUGAGACAUUCCUACACAAAUAGGGAUGUCAAAAAGGAUUAAACCAAAUAUUUAAGUUUAAAAUUUUGGUCUCCUCUCCUUUAUAAGUAUAUAUGAUGUAGGGAUGGCAACGGGUCGGGCACGGGUAGUGUUUACCCGCAAUCCGACCCGCCGGAUAAAAUUGUACCCGUUACCCGAUCCGUUACCUAUCGGAUACACGUUUAAAAAAUAUUCGUGGGUAUUUUAAAACCUGCGGGUAUCCGCAGAUACCCGUAAAAAAUAAAA
Messenger RNA from Vigna angularis (adzuki bean), 1353 nucleotides. RefSeq lists its product as uncharacterized. The transcript is spliced from 2 exons. Bases 504 to 956 code for a protein of 150 amino acids. NCBI's taxonomy places the organism in Eukaryota, Viridiplantae, Streptophyta, Magnoliopsida, Fabales, Fabaceae. The record is from RefSeq and is a predicted model, not a curated record.